This is a messenger RNA of Lutzomyia longipalpis, 467 nucleotides long. RefSeq names its product signal peptidase complex subunit 1 (gene Spase12). Bases 140 to 415 code for a protein of 91 amino acids. Gene Ontology annotation, cellular component: signal peptidase complex; endoplasmic reticulum membrane. The record is from RefSeq and is a predicted model, not a curated record. Gene Ontology annotation, biological process: protein targeting to ER. The transcript has 3 exons. Lineage: Eukaryota; Metazoa; Arthropoda; Insecta; Diptera; Psychodidae.
UAAAAACUUUAGGGUGGUAGCUAAGUUGACGUGGGCUGUUUUUCUUGUUUUGGCUCCCUAAUUAAGCACCUGUUUCCAGUGAAUUUUCCUGAUAAAACGCAUCACAUUAGUGGAAAUCGUUCAACUAAUUAUAGUAAACAUGUUUGGCAUUCAAACACAUAUGGACUUUGAGGGUCAAGGACGAGCUGAGAAGCUAUCUAGGAUUAUUAUAACCCUAUUUGGUAUUGUUGGAUUAAUAUGGGGUGGCUACGUGCAGCUGUUCUCACAGACUGUCUUCAUCCUUGCGGCUGGAUUCGCUGUUGCUGCUUUGCUCACAAUUCCUCCUUGGCCAAUGUACAGACGGAAAUCGCUGAAUUGGCAGAAACCACGAGGAGAAGCGGGGGAGGAAGCCAAAAAGAAGGAGAAGAAAAAAUAAUAUCGCUAUUCCUUCAUAAUUACUUAAUACAGAAAUAAUGCUACAAAAAGUA